GUUCGCGUUGGGAGCCUGAGCGAGAGGCAGAAGCGAAAGAAAGACUGUCACACAGCCUGGCUCGCAUGCUUUAACUUGUUCUCAUGUAACCGCCCGUGAAGGAAAGACGCAGAAGAAGAAAACAGAACAAUUGCAUGGAUUUACAAAUGCCUUUAAAUCUCGUGACCACUGACCAGGGAAUAUGAGCCGGCUAUGAGAAGUUGUUUGAUCCGACCGGACGUGCGAGCGCUGCCGGCACAAAUAAACUCAUGUUAGCAGAAGUCAGUGGAUGAGGUGGGCUGUUCUCCAUAACCCAUUAUGGAUAUCAACUACUGGCUAUUUACCCAUCUCAAAACAUCCUGUCUGAAAGGCUCCUGCUCCAUAACACCUCCCUGUGUUUGAGCUGGGACGCCCGGGACUCACAGGCUGUGGACAUCAUGACACAGAUGGACUACAAGUACAGCCUGCUGGGCUCCACGGUGGAGGACUACCGCAAGAGACCGCUACUCCUGCAGGUGGAUGAAACACCUAUGAACCUGUUUGCAGUUCUGGAGGUAAAACGGGAUCUACCAAGACGAUGGAGCAACCUGGGGUGGUUCCGAAAGAUCCGUGUCUACAGCUUCCUGUUUGGCCUGGCUGUCAUGUUCCUCAUCACGGCUUCAUACAUUCUGACUGGGGACAAAAAGGGCCUUCUCCUCACCCCUUCUCCCUAUCACUUCAGCAGCCUGGUCAGCCCAGGACCUUUAACCUUUAAUCUCUCCUCGGUCAAGGAUUACAUACAUAUUAAAAUGGUGGUCAAAUCCAUUGCAUCUAAGGUGGAGUUUCAGAGCAGUAGACAGCUUCCGGAGCUUAAAGCACUGGUUAAGAGUGAGCCACAUAUGUUUUCUGUUAUCCCUCGCAAAUUUCUGCCUGGUGUCAAGAACCCCUGCUGGUAUGAGGAAUACACUGGGAAUAUCACUUCCGACCCAUACAGGACAAACUUAUAUGGACGCUAUUCGCGGCGCUUCAGAACAGUUUUCCAGCACUUGAGGAACACUUUCCACGAACAUUUGCUUCAUCACAACAGGAAACUCUACCGCAUGCGGUGCCUUCCUUAUUUCUAUAUCAUUGGUCAGCCAAAGUGCGGCACAACAGACCUGUAUGAUAGACUAAAGCUGCACCCGGACGUGAAGUUCACAACUUUCAAAGAGCCACACUGGUGGACCCGCAAACGUUUUGGUGAGUAAGGAACACGUAAUUUUGAGCGGUAAGGGAG
This is a messenger RNA of Maylandia zebra (zebra mbuna), 1234 nucleotides long. The record is from RefSeq and is a predicted model, not a curated record. Lineage: Eukaryota; Metazoa; Chordata; Actinopteri; Cichliformes; Cichlidae.